Messenger RNA from Armigeres subalbatus, 5256 nucleotides. It is a transcript of the gene Rgl, whose product is annotated as ral guanine nucleotide dissociation stimulator-like 1. NCBI's taxonomy places the organism in Eukaryota, Metazoa, Arthropoda, Insecta, Diptera, Culicidae. Gene Ontology annotation, cellular component: plasma membrane. The coding region runs from base 2357 to 4576 and encodes 739 amino acids. The transcript is spliced from 8 exons. The record is from RefSeq and is a predicted model, not a curated record. Gene Ontology annotation, molecular function: guanyl-nucleotide exchange factor activity. Gene Ontology annotation, biological process: positive regulation of GTPase activity; Ras protein signal transduction.
AGCGUACGGUUCGGUUGUAGAAGACCAACGCGUCAGCACGAUCGUCGAUAUCGUUUUCGUCGCGUGAUAUUUACAUUUUGUUUCUUGAUCCACUGCUCCUCCUCCCCCUCCUCACCUUGGCUUGGAAUUUAUGAUUGACUAAGCGAAAUGAUUUGUGGUGAUAUAUUCGAUUGUCAAAUUACAGUGGAAUUGUGAAUAUGAACAGUAAAGUAUCGAUCGUUUGAUAUGUACGUAAAGCAUAUCAAGAUCUGAAAAUUUAGGAGUGUCAAUUGUCGUCAUGAUUUCAAUCGUUGUCUGAAUUGUAUGGCGAUUGUGCGGACGUAAAAAUCAUCAUCAACAUGACAAUUAAUGUAAAACGGCAGCCCUGUUAAGCAAAUUGCAUUGAGAAAUUUAUUGGUGCUGUAAUCCAAAGUUCGUAGGUCGGUUUUCAUUGCAAUUGGUGUGAAUUUUCUUUUGAAAAUAAAUGUAUUUCUUAGUAAACAGAACCUAUUUGAAAUCUAAUUGGAUAGAGAUGGGCGAGAACCAAACAGAAUUUAGAAUGACCUAAGCCACGGUGUUAUGCUGAAGAUCGUGAAGAGAUUUUGGAAGGUGCCGUCCACUGUAGAAGUGUUUGUGUUGUGAUCAUCGCUCGAGGGAGAGAGAAAUCCACCGUAUGAUCGCAACCAGAGAUCACCACCGAGAGCGGAUUGCGUUAGUCAGGGUGCAGCAAUAAUGUGCGGUGAUUUCAAUAUUGGUUCCGUCGUCGUAGAUUUUAAGUGCCUUCGGAGUGUUUUUGUCUGCAACAAAGUUUGCGAAAGUCUACUUUAAUCGCCGCGCGAUCGAUUGGUGCAAAGUUCCAGCGGCUCAACGAAUCAUAGCAAGCCUUGGCGAACUUAUUUCCCUUUCACACAUGAAGUGCUUAUGCUUUGUACUGACCACAAGAAGAGGACCCUAAAGAAGAAAAAAAAAUAAAAACAAAAAAAAUGAAUUAUAAUGUGUGCAAAAAUCCUGUUAUGACGAAAUAGUGACGAGCUUCCAAAUAUAAUCGAUUGUAUGCGUGGGUGUUUUCUGGUGUCUGUGUGUCUCUUCGGACUCCAUGCAAGUGACCAGUGGUUGGAAUGUAGCUGAGAAUAUCUAAAAGUUGUCAGUUUUCACAAGACUCACCGAUGCAACGAACGGGAAGUGUAGGGAAAUGUCAAAAUGAAAGUUGUUCCCAUUGUCCAUUGUGACGGCAAUGCAAACAUUGGCUCUGCUUGACGAAGUGAGCCAAGCCACGGCUGGCUGGGCGGUUCUUUGACUUCCGUGCAGCAAAUGACAAAAGAUUUCGACGGACGAAAUGCGAGAAACCUUGUCGUCACGAAGGAAAACUCUACCGCAACAAAAGACAUGGAACUGUGCAUCGAUGCGUGGUGCGUGAUUUGAGCAAUUUUGAGGGAUGAGCUAGCAUAAACAACAGCCAUCAAUACAUAUCGGUACGCUCGCCACACUAGCAACAAGUGACUUAGCCGCGUUUCGAGCCGCCAGUCAGUGGUGUGGAAAAGUCUUCAGAUUGCAACUGAUAGCGACACAACCACCAUCACCGGGCUGUGCCACCUGCGCCGGAGCUAGUUGAAGUCUGUGGCCACAGAGAAGAUUGACUGGGAAAAAGCUGUGGGCCGUGCGAAGGAAGAGAGUUCGCUGACUCGUUCGCCGAAGCGUGGCAGACAAGAAGUGGAUGCACUGCCGUACCCUGCCUCCCGUAGUGUACAGGCCUCAUAGUGGUGGCUGUGUGUAGCAUGUUCGGGCUUGUGCGCGAGGAAAAUAUUCAUGGGAAAGUGCAACCUAGCCUUUUCCGACUCGAGCGAGCCCAGCCCAAAAUAGAAGGGACGGAAUUUGAGCAAUGUGCGAAAGUGAAUUGACCCCAUCAUAUCGGUAGCAGUGAUUCGGCGGGGCAGUGAUUUGGUUUUAGUGCGGAACGUGUGCUUAGCGAAGCGGAUCAGGGCAUCCAAUAACAAAUAAUAGUGAUAGGUUGUAGUGAUAAAAAUUCGAUGAAUGAGUGUAUCGUAUUUUAGUUGAUGUUCCUCGACGAUCGGAUUGAAGGACGGCCAAGUUGUUUAAUAACAAGACGUGCGUGCCACGCAGCAUUGUGUACCUUAAAUAGUUGAGCAGAUUUUUGUGGAAAGUGAAAACCGUGGAGCUGUCGUGUUUCAAUGCAACGGAAUUCGGUGGCAGCAGGUAGUGGAAAUAUGGAUGAAAGUGAAAUUGUUUCAAAGCACUUGUUCGAAUGAAGUAGCAGCCGAAGAUAUUAGGGAAAGGGUAGUGGAAUUUGGUGAAUUUUUAUUAUGGCUAGCCGGGGGCAGCAACAUCGGAACGGCUUAAGGCUCCAAUUACAGCAGCAAUGAGCAACGGGACGACGACGGCGGCGGCAACAACGGCAACCGGAAAUGGUAGCGGAGGAUCAGGCACCACGGAUGCGGAAAGUUUGCCCACCUGGCGACUUUGGGGCGAGGAGCGCGAGCAGGACGCCAUCUACACGGUUUACCUGAAGAAGGUCCGCUACCACCGGCCGACGCCAAGUGCCAGCAGUCAAGACUCGGACGAUGAGAUAUCGCACUUGGAGUGGGAAACGGUGCGGGUGCGGUUCGUGAAGGCGGCCACCCUGUCGCGGCUCGUCGACGCGCUGACCACGGACGAUGGCGAACUGGAGAGCACCUUCGUCAAUGUGUUCCUCACCACCUAUCGGACGUUCUCGCAGCCGGAAAAAGUGCUCGAGCUGUUGCUGAACCGGUACGAGAAGCUGCUGGCCGCGGAACUGGCCCUGCUGCCGGCCGAAUCGCUGACCGAUCAGCACAAGAAAACUCUAGUCUCCGUUCUUCACGUGUGGUUGGAUGGCUUUCCCGAGGACUGGGAUACGGAAAAUCUGCAAAGGUUGUUGGCGUUCACCUCGAAGCGGCUGCCAAACUCAGAAAUACACGUUAAAGCUUUACAUAGGUAUACAAAUAGAUUAGAUAAGUACAGUCGAAUACCACCUCCGUUGCCAUGGUCCGACCUGACCGAUCAGUUCGGGGGGCUCUGCCUAACACCCGCCUUCCGAGGGCCCCCUUCCCAUCUGCUCAACUCGUACCGCUUCCCGAACAUUCCGGUGAAGCACUUUGCCGAGCAGCUCACCCGCAUGGACAUGGAACUGUUCAAACGGCUCAUACCGCACCAGUGCCUGGGAUCGAUCUGGUCCAACAGGGACAAGCACGAGUGCGGGUCGGUACUGGCCACCGUCACCCAGUUCAAUGCCGUUUCGUUUCGGGUCAUAUCCAGCAUACUGAUCGAACCGCGGUUAAAGCCACAGGAACGAGCCUUGCUUAUAUCCACCUGGAUCGACAUCGCCCAAGAGUUACGAUUACUGAAGAACUUCUCGUCACUGAAAGCCAUCAUUUCCGGGCUGCAAUCGAAUGCCGUUUAUCGAUUGUCGAAAACAUGGGCGGCAUUGCCGCGUGAAAAACUGGAACUCUACACCGAGUUGGCGCGGAUAUUCUCCGAAGAUAACAACGCGUGGGCUCAGAGAGAGGUGCUGAUGCGGGAAGGAACGGCCAAGUUUGCUGACACGGUCGGAGAGAACGAUCGGCAUUUGCAGAAGGUGUUUCAGAAGCAGAACACUCUAAUCAGCCACGGAACUAUCCCCUACCUGGGGACGUUCUUGACGGAUCUUACUAUGAUUCACGCUGCCAUCCCGGACACCCUUGCGGAAGGGUUAAUCAAUUUUGAUAAGCGGCGAAAGGAAUUCGAGGUGCUCGCGCAGAUUAAAUUGCUACAGGGUGCUGCCAACACGUACCACCUGCCAGAUGAUGCGCUGUUCGAUCGAUGGUUUGCUUCGCUACUGGUGCUCGACGAACGGGAGGCGCACACGUUAAGCUGCCAAUUGGAACCACCUCCGGAAACGAACAAAAGGCCUAGUCAUCAGGGACACAAGAAAAGUGAUUCAAUCGCUUCCAACAGCAGUAGCGGGGCUGGUUCCCAGUUUUACUGCGACAUCAAUAAUGCGUCCAACGCGAGCUACAGUUCUCGAAACAACUCUUUAGAUCGAGACGUGACGCCACCGAAUGCGUCACUCCUUUCUGCUGCCAGCAGUGUGUCUUCUCUUUCGAUGGAAUCCACCACCUCGAGUAGUCAGAAGUCGAACCAUCUUAAUGGAUCCGGCUUGAUCCGGACACCCCAGUCGAACAGGGUCAACAACAGUAAUUCCAAUUCGGCAAGCAAAAACCACAACGGCCACGAUACUCCCGUCAUCAACGGUCAACUGAAGGAGGAUUCUCCACUGAAGAAGGGAUCGCCCGAUUUCUACAUUAUCAAGGUUACCUACGAGACGGAUCAUGUCGAGCUGGACGGAAUCGUGCUGUACAAGAGCAUCAUGCUGGGUAACAACGAGCGAACGCCGCAGGUCAUUCGGAAUGCGAUGCUGAAACUCGGUCUGGAAGGGGACCCGGACAAGUACACGUUGUCGCAGGUUCUGCCCGAUAAGGAGCUGCUGCUACCGAACAAUGCCAACGUGUACUACGCGGUUAAUACGGCGUACAAUCUGAACUUUAUUCUAAGGCCAAAAAAGGACCCGGAUGGCGGUCGGUAGAAGUGCGGUGCUGCGCAGCCUAAUUUAUAAAUCCGUUGUAAAUAUAUUUAUUUUUUUUUAUGGAAGAAUAAUCUCAAGAAACAGACGAAUCUCUUCAAUCGGGAGUGAACUGCGAUAAUGUAAACUGAGUAACUGAUACUAACCGGGUUAAUAUUUAAUGAAAAGAUUGAUUUGUACAUAACAAGGCAUGUCAAAUUGUAAGUAGCACGUAGAAUUAUACAAUGAACGUUUUUAGCCGCGUCGAACCGGAUAAGUUUUAGAAACGAGCACGGAUUUUGAUUGUAACAUAAGAAUAGAAUUCUAACUUUGUGGAUUAUGGGAUGAGUUCAAUGAGCAGUCAUUUUAUCCAGGAUUCAAGGAAUUGAAACCAAUAUGAGCUUUUAGCAAGUAGAAACCAGGAAUUGUCGAAAGUGUUCGAGUUACAGAGAAGUGAUUUAGUGAAUAUCAAAUUGAGUACUGUACAGAAAGGUGAAACCAAGCAGUAUCCAAGACUAAAAUAGACUAAAAUAGAAAGUAGUAAAUGUAUACUAAAAAGGAAGCAAAAUUAUGGAGAUAUUAUAAUUCCUCACGCUAUUUGAAAUUUGUUUAUGGUAGCAGAUUUGUAUAUUUAGAUCAGAAAAGAAAUCAUUGCACGUAUGAGUCUUCAAUCUACUGUUAAUCCGGGCGAUUUUUCUGGCAAA